GGGGCGUGCUCCGAGCGGGAGGGCGGGGCCGCUGGGAGUCGCCGAGCGGGUCAGGCCGCGCCGCCGCUGCGGGGCCAUGAUCCGGAACGGGCAUGGCGCGGCGGGCGGUGCAGAGCCGCCGGGUCCGGAGGGCAAGCGCGCCGUGCGAGUGUGGUGCGACGGCUGCUAUGACAUGGUGCAUUAUGGCCACUCUAACCAGCUGCGCCAGGCAAGGGCCAUGGGCGACUACCUCAUCGUGGGUGUACACACCGAUGAGGAGAUCUCCAAGCACAAGGGGCCCCCAGUCUUCACUCAAGAGGAGAGGUACAAGAUGGUGCGGGCCAUCAAGUGGGUAGACGAGGUGGUGCCUGCAGCUCCCUACGUGACCACGCUGGAGACGCUGGACAAGCACAACUGUGACUUCUGUGUGCAUGGCAAUGACAUCACGCUGACCAUAGAUGGCCGUGACACCUACGAGGAAGUGAAGCAAGCCGGGAGGUACAGAGAGUGCAGGCGCACCCAGGGCGUGUCCACCACGGACCUCGUCGGCCGCAUGUUGCUGGUGACCAAGGCCCAUCACAGCGGUCACGAGAUCUCCUCAGAGUACCGGGAGUAUGCAGACAGCUUCGGCAAGUGCCCUGGGGGGCGGAACCCCUGGACAGGGGUGUCCCAGUUCCUGCAGACGUCUCAGAAGAUCAUCCAGUUUGCUUCGGGGAAGGAACCCCAGCCAGGGGAGACUGUCAUCUAUGUGGCCGGUGCCUUCGACCUGUUCCACAUCGGCCACGUGGACUUCCUGGAGAAGGUGCACGGCCUGGCCAAGAGGCCAUAUGUCAUCGCCGGCUUGCAUUUUGACCAGGAGGUCAACCACUACAAGGGGAAGAACUACCCCAUCAUGAACCUUCAUGAGCGGACCCUGAGCGUGCUGGCCUGCCGGUACGUGUCAGAAGUGGUGAUCGGGGCCCCCUAUGCGGUCACAGCAGAGCUCCUGGACCACUUCAAGGUGGAUCUGGUAUGUCAUGGGAAGACAGAAAUCAUGCCGGACAAGGAUGGCUCAGAUCCUUACCAGGACCCUCCAGGCCCAGGCAGCUCCAGAGGAGGGCCGUCAUUACCUCCCCCUACCCUCUGGCCUCCAGGAGCCCAAGAGAAGGGGCAUCUUUUGCCAGAUCGACAGCGGGAACGACCUGACCACGGACCUCAUUGUUCAGCGCAUCAUCAAGAACAGGCUAGAGUACGAGGCCCGGAACCAGAAGAAAGAGGCCAAGGAGCUGGCUUUCCUGGAGGCCAGGAGGCGGCAGGAGACGCAGCGUGAGAGAGAGCGCGACUGUGACUUCUGAGCAGUGAGCGGUCACCCGCGUGCCCUCGGGCCAGCCCCUCCUGCUCUCCUUCCCACGCCUCGAGGGUCUGGUGUGUAACAAAGCUGCCGCACUGCCUCUCCACCUGGCCUGCUCUUGGAAGGGCUAGAGCCGAGGGCACUGCCCCCACCCUGCCUGCCCAGAGGCUUUCCCGCUGAGUCGCACAGAGAGGGCAGCCGGCACAGACGAGCGGCCCAGCGGGCACCUUUCGCCAGCGGGGAACCACCCUGCGAGCUGGUGAAGGCCUGGCUUCUGCUCCCCCCCAAGCCCCUGCAGACCCAGGACACCCCCACCACCUGGCAUUUUCCGCCGUCCAGGCCUCAUUGGAAGCCAGCUUUGGGGGAGCAGUGACCUGAAGGGGGCACCCCCUUUCCUCCUCAGGACACAGGCUGUGCCGCUUCCCAUGUGGGCUCCCUGGUGCCCUGGGGCUGGCUCUUGGGCACUGUGCCCCCUGCUUCCCAGGCCAGCCUUCCUGCUCUCCCCACAGACUGCUCUCAGUUUUGUAUCUGACCGGCUGGGGUACGACCAAAUAAACCUGGCGGGAGCUA
Lutra lutra (Eurasian river otter) is the source of this 1879-nucleotide messenger RNA. It is a transcript of the gene PCYT2, whose product is annotated as phosphate cytidylyltransferase 2, ethanolamine. Gene Ontology annotation, biological process: phosphatidylethanolamine biosynthetic process. Gene Ontology annotation, molecular function: ethanolamine-phosphate cytidylyltransferase activity. Gene Ontology annotation, cellular component: cytoplasm. NCBI's taxonomy places the organism in Eukaryota, Metazoa, Chordata, Mammalia, Carnivora, Mustelidae. The record is from RefSeq and is a predicted model, not a curated record. Bases 77 to 1288 code for a protein of 403 amino acids. The transcript is spliced from 13 exons.